Staurois parvus is the source of this 374-nucleotide messenger RNA. The record is from the annotation of a GenBank genome assembly. Lineage: Eukaryota; Metazoa; Chordata; Amphibia; Anura; Ranidae.
AUGAGGCCCUCGUGCAAUAGGGGAUCAUGGGGCCCCUGUGUCCUUACCCAAACUCAAAAAGGCCUAUGAAAAAGGUACCAGGGGCAUCUCAUGGGGCCCCCUACUGACCCCGGGCCCUCAGGCAGUGCCCGAGUUUCCAAAUAGUCAGUCCGCCCCUGAUGAUGACAAUAGUGGACCAUGUCCAUGGGCGGACUGACAACUCAUGGGGCCCCCAGGCAAUAGGGGAUCAUGGGGCCUCUGUGUCCUUGCCCAAACUCAAAAAAGCCUAUGAAAAAGGUACCAGGGGGCAUCUCAUGGGGCCCCCUACUGACCCCGGGCCCUCGGGCAGUGCCCAAGUUUCCAAAUGGUCAGUCCGCCCCUGCACAUGUCUAAUA